Eutrema salsugineum is the source of this 570-nucleotide messenger RNA. RefSeq names its product protein HIGH ARSENIC CONTENT 1, mitochondrial. The transcript is spliced from 6 exons. Bases 88 to 510 code for a protein of 140 amino acids. Gene Ontology annotation, molecular function: catalytic activity. The record is from RefSeq and is a predicted model, not a curated record. Lineage: Eukaryota; Viridiplantae; Streptophyta; Magnoliopsida; Brassicales; Brassicaceae.
GAAUUGUAAGUUGUAUACAUAUCUUCUCUUCAGUCUUUAUCAUAACAGAAGACGAACCAGAAAAGAAGAUCAAACAGGACAUUUCUCAUGGAGACACCAAAGACAAAGACAGUUGAAGAUGUGGAGAAUGUUGAUGUUUAUACAGCAAAAGGUUUGCUUACUGUUGGUCAUCGAUAUGUCGAUGUUAGGACAAAUGAAGAAUUCGCAAAGAGCCACUUUGAGGAUGCCUUGAACAUUCCCUAUAUGUUCAAAACUGAUGAAGGUAGGGUUGUAAAUCCUGAUUUCCUUUCUCAAGUAGCAUCCGGCUGCAAGAAAGAUGAUCAUCUCAUCGUGGCUUGUAACUCUGGAGGAAGAGCAAGUCGUGCUUGUGUUGAUCUUCUCAAUGCGGGGUACGAGCAUGUAGCUAACAUGGAGGGAGGCUACUCGGCUUGGGUUGACGCUGGAUUCGCCGGCGAUAAACCUCCUGGUGAGCUCAAGAUUGCUUGCAAAUUCCGCCCAAAAGACAACUAAACCGGCCCGGUUUUGUUAUUCCUUAAAAACCGUUGAUAUAUUUCGGUUUAAUGCAGAAAG